Rotaria sp. Silwood1 is the source of this 918-nucleotide messenger RNA. The record is from the annotation of a GenBank genome assembly. NCBI's taxonomy places the organism in Eukaryota, Metazoa, Rotifera, Eurotatoria, Philodinida, Philodinidae.
AUGGUCAUAGUUAAUGAACUAAUUCAAUUAAUUAUUCGUACAACGAAUAAUCAAUGUGCUGAUUUUUCAAUUGAAAUUUCAGCAUCAUUAACUGUUUAUGAUCUGAAACAAAAAAUAACAUUAAAUCAUCCAAAUAAACCAAAUCCUCAAAAUCAACAUUUGAUUUACUUGGGAAAAUUACUUAUUGAUAAAAAUAUACUUAAUGAUAUAUUUAAUAAAUCAGAAUCUGAAUCAAAAUCUAUGAUUCAUCUUGUACUAUAUUCUGAUCAAAAUGAAAUCUCAACCAUCGAAGAAACAUCAAAUAUAUCUUUACAUUCAUUUGCCUAUGAUCAAUAUAUAAAUGAAUUAAAUAAAUAUCAACAACAACUUCAACAAUUUAUAAUGAAUCUUAAUCAAAUUUCAUCAAUAACACAAACUUAUUUACACUAUAAUUAUACAUCUUCUCAAAUAUAUCAAAAUUAUCUAGUUCAUCAAAGAUCUAUAACACAAAUUAAUUCUACACCAUAUAUAACUAAUCAAUCAAUAACUGUUUCAUCACCAUCAACUGUGAAUUCUAAUGAAUUUCGUCAAGAAAAUAAUCAAUUAAGAAUAUUACUUAUUGUCAUUGAACUUAUUCUAUUUUGUUUAAUUUUUUAUAUUCAUUCAUCAUUAAAUUUUUUUCUUUUUCUAUUUAUUAUUUUUAUAUUAUUAUAUUUAUAUUAUAGUGAUUAUUUAUCUAUUCAACAACGACAACAAAUACAACCUAUUAAUGAACAAAUAAAUAUCGAACAAAUACAAAAUUCUAAUCAUCAUCAACAACAACAAUUUCGUCAAACUGAACCUGUUGUUGAAAAUCAAAUCACAACAAGACGUCUAUGGUUAACAGCUAUACUAACAUUUUUCUCAUCAUUAAUACCAGAAAGAACACAACGCAUUUAA